Quercus lobata is the source of this 1127-nucleotide messenger RNA. RefSeq names its product RAB GTPase homolog A1I (gene RABA1I). The coding region runs from base 148 to 801 and encodes 217 amino acids. The record is from RefSeq and is a predicted model, not a curated record. The transcript is spliced from 3 exons. NCBI's taxonomy places the organism in Eukaryota, Viridiplantae, Streptophyta, Magnoliopsida, Fagales, Fagaceae. Gene Ontology annotation, molecular function: GTP binding; GTPase activity.
UAACAACAAUAUUAUCUUUGAACAACCAAUAAUAAACUCCAUAUUUCCAGCUCGCACUGCGCAGCCCACAAAUCUAUAACACAAACACAAAAGCAACAAUAUACUUCUCUUCGAAACAAAAAAGAGAGAGAGAGAGUUGUGUAUGAAAUGGGGGCUUACAGAGCAGAUGAUGAUUACGAUUACUUGUUUAAGGUGGUGCUGAUCGGGGACUCCGGUGUCGGCAAAUCGAACCUGUUGUCGAGGUUCACGAAGAACGAGUUUAGCCUUGAAUCCAAGUCCACCAUUGGGGUCGAGUUCGCCACCAGAAGUAUUCGUGUCGAUGAAAAGGUUGUCAAGGCUCAGAUUUGGGACACUGCUGGCCAAGAAAGGUAUCGUGCAAUCACAAGUGCCUAUUAUCGAGGUGCUGUUGGUGCCUUACUAGUCUAUGAUGUUACCCGCCAUGUUACAUUUGAAAAUGUGGAGAGAUGGCUGAAGGAGCUUCGGGAUCACACAGAUGCCAACAUUGUGAUCAUGCUUGUAGGAAACAAAGCAGACCUGCGGCACCUGCGAGCAGUUGCCACUGAAGAUGCCAAAGCAUUUGCUGAACGAGAGAACACUUUUUUCAUGGAAACAUCUGCCCUUGAGUCCAUGAAUGUUGAGAAUGCCUUCACAGAAGUGCUGACCCAAAUUUAUCAUGUUGUAAGCAGGAAGGCCCUGGAGGUUGGGGAUGACCCAGCAGCCGUACCCAAAGGAGAAACAAUCAAUGUUGGAACCAAGGAUGAUGUAUCAGCUGUGAAGAAAGUUGGAUGUUGCUCUACUUGAGCAUGGAGAGUUUAAAAUACAUUCUCUUUGAAAUUCUAUCCCAUGUUCAUAUCUUUGUAGAGAUCAGCAACUGAAUGAAAAGUGAUUUCUAUAGAAUAUUUACAGUGUGAACUUGUCUACCUUAGCUGAAAAUUUAGGAUCCAAAAGAUAUGUGCCUGUUCUUUUCUAUGAUUGAAUUUAAAGUACCUGCGUCCCCACUUACCCUUUUUGUAUUACUAAAAUUACUCAGCUGCUUCAGUUUUUUAUCAAGUUUGAUCGUUUUGGGCUAUAAAAGUUCAAAGACUGGUGGUUGAAUGGAAAGUGAAAAUGAUCAUUUUUUUCCCUUA